Messenger RNA from Tachysurus vachellii, 3532 nucleotides. RefSeq names its product activity-dependent neuroprotector homeobox a (gene adnpa). The transcript is spliced from 4 exons. Bases 373 to 3201 code for a protein of 942 amino acids. Gene Ontology annotation, molecular function: DNA binding. Lineage: Eukaryota; Metazoa; Chordata; Actinopteri; Siluriformes; Bagridae. Gene Ontology annotation, biological process: regulation of gene expression. The record is from RefSeq and is a predicted model, not a curated record. Gene Ontology annotation, cellular component: nucleus.
ACUUCCGGUGAAUCAGUUCGCCAUCUUGAACAGGCUUGGCUAGUUGUAUGAAACGGUCUAGACCUAAAGAAAAAAAAAAUGUUCGAUCUGCUAUUUAUAGUGAUAGUAUUGUUUCUGUAACGUCUAGCUGGUGUUAAAUUCAGCAGAAAGAUCAAUGAUCUUCUAAAGACAAACGCAGAUUUAGCCGAUUAUGGAAACCUAUAGAUCCCCUAAGAUAAAGUUAAAAAGAUCCGCCGGUAGCAAAAACCGAACCCAACGACAAUUACAGCGUUUGUUUGUUGGUUUGCUUGUUUUAUAAUCUCCAGGACUAAUUCAUUCAAGAGUAAACGAAAAGUUGCAGGAAACACCUGCAAAAAAACAAAACAAGGAGAAAUGUUUCAGCUUCCAGUAAACAACCUUACACGACUGAGAAAAGCUAGGAAAAGGGUCAAGAGGCUGUUGAGUGAUAUUGGUCUGGACUACUGCAAAGAACAUAUAGAGGAUUACAAAGCAUUUGGUCCUGAUGAGUUCUAUAUGAAACAUUUUUACCUUGAUGUGUGCAUGUGGGAUCCAUCCUGGACAAAGUCACAAGACUACAGAACGAAGCAAUUUUGUUGCUCCGAUUGUCCCUUUGCUUCCAAAUACUUCUCAGCCUACAAGAAUCACUUUCGUAAUGUGCACAGAGAUGAUUUUGAGAACCGCAUCCUUCUCAACUGCUCCUAUUGUAUGUACAGUGGGAACAAACGAACUCUGGAGACUCAUGUUAGGCUGUUCCACAUGCCUUAUAAUGUUGUACGACAGGGUAUUGCCAGUCCACUUGGAACCAUGGUAGGUGGUAAGGACAGUCCACGGAUAGACAAGCCUAUGCUGACUGACAGAAAGGAGCUGGCAGUGUACUACUGCAAGAAAUGCAAUUACCGGGACAGAUUAUACAAUGUAGUGCGCAGGCACAUUUAUAGGGAACACUUCCAGCAUGUGACUACACCUUAUGUAGUCAGAAAUCCAGAGAAGCAAGAAAGCAGUGAGGAAGCCACAAUCAGUAGUUAUGGGAUUCACUGUAAAAGUUGCCUCUUUGUCUGUCGUUCCUACGAGGCACUGGUUCAACAUGUUAUUGAGUUCCAUGAACAUAUUGGCUAUCAAGUAACUGCCAUGAUUGGUCACACCAAUGUUAUGGUGGCUCGUUCUCAGGGCAGCAUAAUUCAGAGGGGUGCUCCAGUCACACCUAGAAUACCUUCACACAUGGUGCAGCCUGUUAAUUGCUUUAACAUGCCCAAAGUAAUGAGAGUGCCUGUUGGCAACCAUUUUAAGCAGGGUGUCACAAGUCCUGGCCAACCACUGUGCAUUACUCUACCUGACAAAGCUCUGUUGUCCAGCACAGCUUCCCAGUCAUAUACAGGAAAACACCAAGGUAGCUUAAUGUUAACAUCACAUGGUAAUGUGUCCCCCUCAGUGAAGUCCCUACCCCUCUCUUCACUGCAUCCUGCUACUGCCACUGCCACUUUGACCUCAUUACAGGCCAAGAAGGGUUCCGCUAAUGCACUGAACACCUCACAAACACAGAAGUGGAAGAUCUGCACAAUUUGCAAUGAACUCUUUCCUGAGAGUACAUUUGCUCUUCAUGUUGAAAAGGCGCAUCAGCUUGAUAGGGUGCAAGCUAUAGCUAAGUACAUUAUGAAGAUCCACACUUUCACAAGCAAGUGUCUGUAUUGUAAUCGCUACCUGCCAAGUGACUCUCUGCUAAAUCACAUGUUAAUACAUGGCCUGACAUGCCCACAGUGUGAUUCCACAUUUUAUGAGGUUGACAAGAUAGUAAUGCACAAGAGGCAGAUGCAUCCAAAUGAACCAGCGGAUCUUACUAUUGACUCUCCGCUGACAUUUGAUCUGACACUUCAACAAGGCAGUCCAAAGAAUGUGCAGCUUAUAGUGACUACCUAUAAUGUGAAGGAAGCACCCAAGUCACUAUCCACAACUGUGCAUUCACCAAACAAUACUGGAUCUGGGUCUACAAUAAUUGUAGAAAAGGGGCCAAAAAGAUCCAGUGAAUCAUUGAUGAGGAAGAACCAAGAAAUUGGCAAGACGCUGUGUCCUCUCUGCUUUGCCAUUUUAAAGGGUCCCGUUUCUGAUGCACUUGCACAGCAUCUUCAAGACCGGCACCAGGUGCUACAAACUCUCCAUCCGGUUGAGAAAAAGCACACUUACAAGUGUAUCCAUUGUUUGGGUGUGUACACAAGAAACAUGACUGCUUCCACAAUUAAGCUUCAUCUAAUACACUGCCGAGGGGUUGGACAAGCUCCAAAGGUUCAAGACAAGUGCAUUUCAGCUCUUAAACGAGAAAUGGUUGCCUCAUAUCCAUUUGACUCUAAGAAGAAAAAAAUGGUUGCUCAAAAUAGAUACCAUCCCACAAUAUUUGUGGAAAAACCUGCAGAUCCCAUUCUCAUCUUGGAUCCCAGAGAUCAUGCAGAUGAGUCUUAUGAUGCACGUAAGGCUUUCCUGACCACAUAUUUCAACCAGCAGCCAUAUCCAUCCCAGCGAGAGAUAGAAAAACUCGCUGCCAGCCUAUGGCUGUGGAAGUCUGACGUCUUAAGUCACUUUGCCAACCAAAGGCAGUCAUGUGAGCGAGACUUUGGGAUUCGAAAACCAUUAGUCUUACUAGGCUUUAACAUGCAAGCAGUGAACCAACUCAAGCAUGAAAUGAACUUUGAUUGUGAGUGGUUGUUCACAGUUGAUAAUAAGAAGAAAAGUGAAAAUUCAAGAACUGCAAAAAAGAGACUGAAUGCUUUUUUUGAUUUGUCUACUGACAAGAGCACACACACACAUGUGAAAGAGGCUCUAAACCAUGGAAAAUGUAAAGAAAGCAACUGUGCCUUCAAGCCAACUCCUGAGUCUUCAGAAACCAUUGCCAAUGACUUUCACAGAGAAUCAGAACAAGAGGAGCUGUCGAUGGAAAAUAGGACAUUGAAAACAACACCUACAUUUCCUUCAAUGGUUCAAAAUUGCACAAAAGGGACAGUGCUGCAGGAGAGGUUCCUAUGUAAGAGAGGUGGCAGGGUGGCAAGUACAGAUUUUACCAAGGAAGGGUCAAAAAGUCUAGAUAGAUGUGUGUCUGGUACCAGAACUGAAGAAGCAGCAUGGUCAGGAGGCAUCUCCCCGAAUGAGAGCCUUUAUAGGCCAGCUGGACGAUUUGAAGAGAAGGGGAAAGAAAUGGGUUUGCUGGGCACUUGAUCCAAGUUUUGGGCAAAGUCUCCCAACUCUCAAGGCAAACUUCCUUCUGUCUUGUAUUAGCCCUGAAACUUACAUUGUGACAAUUUCUUUUUUGUAUCUUUUUUUUUUUUUUUGAUGAAGGUACAAGCUUACUGAAAGGACACAUUUUACUUUCACCAUUCCUGUUAUGAACAAGCAGGGAAAAAAUAACAUAUUGGAUCAUUUCAUCACACAUGUCCUCCUAUGAUUUUUACUGCCUUGUAUAUUUACUCACACAGUUGAAUUGUUACAAAGUGUAGAAAGUCUGUUUCUCUCUGAUUAAAAAAUAAAAUUAACAUUGUAAUUUACUGUA